ACAGUCCUUAUUUAUUCUUUCGGGCGACGAUCGACAUUGCCAGAUUCGCGGCUGCUUCCUUAAUCCACCUGGCUGUCAUCGCCCACGUUCCUGGGCCGCAAACCAUUGCCCGGAGGAUUCCAGGCGUCCACAGUGACAAUCAACACAGCGAAGCCACCCUGAACGCCACGACUGCUGCUCGAAUCUCGCACCAGGCGGACAUGCCCUGUGAACCUGAGGCAGCGCCGUAAAACAUAACAGCCGUGCCUGACGGUUGAAAAAACAUAAGUUAUGGAGUUCCCGCCAUUCGCGAAACGCGAGUCACCAAUCAUGCACCGUGCCCCAUUGUCGCACCAUCCAGUACGGAAGAGGAAGCACGAGAAUAGAUUGCGCCGCGGCACGUUCUCCUUAUAUACAAGCAGGUCAUCGCCGUCCGUGUUGCUCUCAGUGCUCGUCGUAUUACUGUCCUGGAGUUCCCUGCUCGGCGCCGUCUCCGCUACAGAACCACAUGGUGAUCGACUUGCUGUCGUUGACGACCUGUGGAAAGGAUCGUCAUUGUAUCUUGAUACCCGGCCGCCUCCGAUAAUUCCGCUGUUGAUGCCUCCAACACUUACCAACGAGGAUGCCACGACGACGCUAUCCGCACCCCCAUCGAAACGGUCCCUCGCAACGGCUUCGAGCAGCUCUGCCCCGGACUUCCAAGUGCCCAAGCCUUUUGACACGGGCCUCUCGAAUAAUUUUACGAACUCUUGUGCGACUUACAUGAGCAAGCUGGUUACAAGCGAAGCUCUUAACAAAUGUCACCCAUUCUCAUUGCUGCUGCAGACAUCAAGUAGCUUCUUUGAUGCUUCCAAGUCCUUCUUCCGCAUCACUCAGACUCUUGAGGCAACAUGCGCUGUCAAUGAGACUCAGUGUACAUCAAUACUAAAUGGCUUUGCGAGAGAGCUACUGGCCGAAACAGCAUGUCAAACCGACUACAACAACGACAAUCCUAUCGUGCUUCAAGCCUACAAUGGGCUCGUGGCAUAUAAACCGUCGUACCAAGCGAGCUGUUUGCGUGACGAUGACGGGAAUUACUGUUUCGCCAACGCAGUGAGCAACUCAUCCUCGCCUACCGAUAGUUACGCAUUCUAUCUACCUAUCGGCCAGGAACUUCCAGGAGGAUCCCGGCCCACCUGCAACUCGUGUCUGCAAGAUUCCAUGGCGAUCUUCGCAAACUUCGCCAACAACGCCACGCAACCGCUCAGCAAAACCUACACCUCAGCUGCUCAACAGCUCUCCAUUUCCUGUGGGUCGAGAUUCGUCAACAUCACUGCUGCCCCACUGAAGGGAGCUGCCGCUCCAUCUUCGAGUGCGUCUCUCACACCAACACUCGCCUUAAUUUUAAUGUUUGUUCUUUGCAUUUUUCAGUGAAGGAGGCAUGCCUGCCUCUGUUUC
Boeremia exigua is the source of this 1416-nucleotide messenger RNA. RefSeq lists its product as uncharacterized. Bases 271 to 1392 code for a protein of 373 amino acids. The record is from RefSeq and is a predicted model, not a curated record. NCBI's taxonomy places the organism in Eukaryota, Fungi, Ascomycota, Dothideomycetes, Pleosporales, Didymellaceae. The transcript is spliced from 3 exons.